Jaculus jaculus (lesser Egyptian jerboa) is the source of this 1315-nucleotide messenger RNA. It is a transcript of the gene Ppp1r36, whose product is annotated as protein phosphatase 1 regulatory subunit 36. Bases 31 to 1242 code for a protein of 403 amino acids. The record is from RefSeq and is a predicted model, not a curated record. The transcript has 11 exons. Gene Ontology annotation, molecular function: phosphatase binding. Lineage: Eukaryota; Metazoa; Chordata; Mammalia; Rodentia; Dipodidae. Gene Ontology annotation, biological process: negative regulation of phosphatase activity.
AACGCCCGAGACGCCCCGUACGAAGAAGCCAUGUUCCGAGUGCCCGAGUUUUACACCAGGAGGAGGCAGCUGAACCAGCCGACCCCUACCCCGCUGGAACAAUGCGGCUUGCAAUUAGGAAUGUGGUAUUGGAACGAUGACAUAAGAGGUCUGGAAUUCAGAAGUUUCACACCUACAAUAGAACUGAAGGAGAAAGGGAAGAAAGGCAAGGCGGUUCACUUUGCUGAAGCUGAUGGCCCGGCUUCUGAAAGGUUGACAGAUAAGAAGCAUGUUUCCCGGGAUGAAAAGUCAGCGAAGUCCUUAGAGAAACGAGGUCAGCAGGGCAAUGUCACGCUGGAGGAUGUGAAGUUUGUGGCUUUGCUGUUACUGCAAGACACUGAGAUGCAGCGGAUCUGUUCUUUCACAACAUUUAUGAGAAAUAAGAAUUUUGACCAAUUUCUCAUGGCAUUAUUGUACUAUUUGUCUUAUUACUUGGAAAAACUCUCAUUAGAGAAGAAACCCCAAAGCUACAUGGUAGGCCUGGUAGAGAAAAAGGAGAUGGAGCAGGUUAUAAAUAAGCUUGAAGCUGCCCAGGAGUACUUGGCGCAGAAGUACUGUGUCCUGGUGCUGGGCGAGGGCAUGCCGGAUAAGCACCACAUGUGCUGUGGAAAGGAGAAAAUAUCGGACACACAAAAAGACUGGAAAUUCUUUGAGUCCUUUUAUACUUUCUGCACAUACAUAGCUUGGAUUGUCUUCCGGCGUCAGCAGUUGACAGAGAUUGAGGAAGAAAUAGGAAGGCUCUUCCGCACCAACAUGUUCAACAUCCCUCGCCGGAAGCGUGAGGACGAGGAGUCAGGAGGGGAGAGGAAGCACAUGACUUUGGUACAGUUCAGGAGAAUGAUGGCAAAACGCCCAGCCAUUAAAAAAGCCAUCGACAUGCGCUCUCCAGUCUUAUCUACACUGCUGCCUUCUCUCAGAGAAAAAGCUCAGCAUCUCGUUGAAAAGAAGUACGGGGCGGGCAUCAGAAUCCCGGCCGACACGCACAAGCAGUUGGCCAACCUGGAGUCCGUAUUCAUGCCAGUAGUUGGCAUCUUAGGGGAACCUCGAAGCUUGUUCAAACCUCAUACCCUUCUCCCCCUUGAACCAGAAGAAGUGAAACAAACUGGCAGAAACUCUUCCAUAAUAGAGAGAAAUAACAUGAAGAUUCAAGACACACUGGAUUUAGUCAUGAGAACCAUGUCCUCUCAAAAUUCCCGGCCCUAGGAAUUCCACUUCCCCCCAUUUCUGGAAUCAGGUCCUUGGAUUUGAAAUAAACUGCUUUGACUUAAUUACUUUA